This is a messenger RNA of Centruroides sculpturatus (bark scorpion), 570 nucleotides long. RefSeq lists its product as uncharacterized. Lineage: Eukaryota; Metazoa; Arthropoda; Arachnida; Scorpiones; Buthidae. The record is from RefSeq and is a predicted model, not a curated record. Bases 1 to 570 code for a protein of 189 amino acids. The transcript has a single exon.
AUGGAUUCACUAAAACAUAAAACAUGUACUGAUGCAUUACCACCAAGAGAUGCCAUUUUUUCCAAUCAACCAGCAUAUCUUAUUGUUCAUGCUAUGGGAGAAACACCUCUAUCUAAACGUUCUCCUUUUUUGAUUCAAAAAUUGUUCGAAUCGACCAUUGGGAAUUUUAAAAAAAUUCAAAAACUGAGGUCAGGAGAUCUACUUGUAGAAGCAGCCUUCCCUCAACAGUCAGAAAAGCUUCUCAAAAUGAAGUCUCUAGGAGAAUUAAUGGUAACCAUCACACCACACACAAAUUUGAACUCGUCAUGUGGUGUGAUAUCUGAAACCGAUCUGAUGUCUGAAAAUGAAUCAGAUAUUCAGAUUGGUCUCUCAGACCAAGGUGUCACUGAUGUUCGACGAAUUUCGAUCCGUUGUGAUGGCAAGCUGAUACCAACAAAACACCUUAUAUUGACGUUCAACAAACCAACAUUGCCAUCUUCUGUUGCGGCAGGAUAUCUUUGUUGCCCAGUUCGCCCAUACAUUCCAAAUCCGCUAUGUUGCUUUAAAUGUCAGCAGUUUGGACACUCCUAA